Messenger RNA from Alosa sapidissima (American shad), 3551 nucleotides. RefSeq names its product sarcalumenin-like. Gene Ontology annotation, molecular function: GTP binding. The record is from RefSeq and is a predicted model, not a curated record. NCBI's taxonomy places the organism in Eukaryota, Metazoa, Chordata, Actinopteri, Clupeiformes, Clupeidae. The transcript has 7 exons. The coding region runs from base 32 to 2878 and encodes 948 amino acids.
GGUGAGGGUGGCAGGGUCCCCGGCAGUCAAAAUGAAGGCUCUGCUAUCUGCCUGCUACGUGCUCUGUCUACUGGCGUGGGCCACUGCAGAUGCAGUGGCCGAGGUGGUCAGUCCCGUGGAGGAUGAGGCUCUGGUCCAGCUGAAGCUGCAGCCGGAGGGGGACCUGUUCCCCUGCGGCUGUGACCCCACAGAGGAGCUGAGCCCCAGCACCUCCAACGACACCCCGGCCCCCGAGAGGGUCUGCCAGCCCUGCAGCUCUGGCCCCAGCCUGGGCGCCGUCCCUGUGGAGCAGGAGGAAGAGGAAGAGGAGGUGGUCAACUCUGCAGAGGAAGCCGCUGCACCUGAAGGGGAUGCCGUGAGUGAGGAGGAAGAGGAGGAGGAGGAGUCUUCUCAAGAGGAAGCUGCGGAGGAGGCAGGAGAGGAGGAAGAGGGAGAGGAGGUGGCUAACGCUGAACCUGCGGAGGAAGAGACCGGAGGGGUAGAGGAAUCUGUAGACGAGGAGGCCGCUGAGGAAGUCUCAAGCGAGGAAACGUCGGAGGCGGAGGAAGAGGCCACUGAAGCAGAGGAGAGUGCUGAGGAGCAGGAGACUGUAGAGGAAGUUGAGGGAGAGACAGCAAGCGAGGAGGCCAUGGAGGGAUCGGAUGAGGAACCAGCCGCUGAAGAGGAGGAGCAAGCAGCAGCAGAGACAGGUGAGGCAGUAGAGGAAGGGACAGAGGAGGAGGAGGCAGGUUCUGAGGAGUCCUCAGAGGAGGCGCCUGAAGAGGAAGAUGCUGCUGAGGACACAGAACCCGAAGCAGAGGAAUUGGUACCCGAGACAGAGCCAGAACCGGCUGCAGAAGAGGCAACAGAAGCAGAAGUAGAAGAUGCAGAACCAGAACUAACAACAGAAGAGGUGGAACCAGAGGCAGAAGCAGUUGCUGAGGAGACAGAACCAGAACCAAAAGCAGAAGAGGUAGAACCAGAACCAGAACUAACAAUGGAAGAGGUGGAACCAGAGCCAGAACCAGUUGCUGAGGAGGCAGAACCAGAGCCAGAACUCGUAGCAGAAGAGGUAGAACCAGAACCAGAGCCAGAACCAGUUGCUGAGGAGGCAGAACCAGAGCCAGAACUCGUAGCAGAAGAGGUAGAACCAGAACCAGAACCAGUUGCUGAGGAGGCAGAACCAGAGCCAGAACUAAUGGCAGAAGAGGUAGAACCAGAGCCAGAACCAGUUGCUGAGGAGGCAGAACCAGAGCCAGAGCCAGUACCAGAGGAACCAGUGGCAGAGGAGGUAGAACCAGAAGUAGUAACAGAGGAGGUAGAACCAGAAUCAGAGCCCACAGUAGAGGAACCAGAAUCAGUGACAGCUGCUGAGGAGGCAGAACCAGAGCCUGUAGUGGAGGAGGUGGCUGUUGAGGAGGCAGUGGUAGAGGAGGUGGCAGCUGAGGUUGUGGUGGAAGAAUCUGCUCCAGUGGAGAAGGCUCCAGAGGCACCUGUGAAGACACCUGCAAAGGGGACAGCAGAGGCAAAAGCCCCAGCGGGUCCUGAGCCAAGAGACAGGGCUCACAUUGAUGACACUCUCCGUCUCAGUACUGAGCCCUCAGAGGAGUAUACUGCGACCCUAAAGAAGCUGAAGCAUAUCUACCACUCUGCCAUCAAGCCCAUGGAGCAGGCUUACAAGUACAACGAGCUCCGGCAGCACGAAGUCUCAGAUGCUGAAAUCGCUGCCAAGCCCUUGAUGUUGUUCCUGGGUCCCUGGAGCGUGGGCAAGUCCUCCAUGAUUAACUACCUGCUGGGUCUGGAGGACACUUCCCAAAAGCUUUACACAGGCGCGGAGCCCACCACCUCUGAGUACACAGUGGUUAUGCACGGAGAGAAAGUACGCACCGUGGAGGGCAUCGUCAUGGCAGCGGACAGCUCGCGGUCCUUCACGCCCCUGGAGAAGUUCGGCCAGGGCUUCCUGGAGAAGCUGGUGGGCAUCGAAAUGCCUCACAAGCUCCUGGAGCGAGUCACAUUUGUGGACACGCCCGGCGUCAUCGAGAACCGCAAGCAGCAGGAGAGAGGUUACCCUUACAACGAUGUGUGCCAGUGGUUCAUCGACCGCGCUGACCUGAUCUUCAUGGUGUUCGACCCCACCAAGCUGGACGUGGGCCUGGAGCUAGAGAUGCUCUUCCGCCAGAUGAAGGGCCGUGAGUCCCAGAUCCGCCUCAUCCUCAACAAGGCCGACAGCCUGUCCACGCAGGACCUCAUGCGCGUCUACGGAGCCCUCUUCUGGAGCAUGGCGCCGCUCAUCAACGUGACCGAGCCGCCACGCGUCUACGUCAGCUCCUUCUGGGGCCAGGACUACGCGUCCGACUCGGCCUUCGACCUGUUCCGCCGCGAGGAGGUCUCCCUUAUGGAGGACCUCAACCAAGUGAUCGAGAACCAGCUGGAGAACAAGAUCGCCUUCAUCCGCCAGCACGCCAUCCGUGUGCGCGUGCACGCGCUCCUCGUUGACCGCUACCUGCAGGCGUACCACGAGAAGCUGGGCUGGUUCAGCGACCCGCACGAGGUCUUCGCCGACAUCGUCGCCGACCCCGACCGCUACUACAUCUUCAAGGCCGUGCUGGCCAAGACCAACGUCAGCAAGUUCGACCUGCCCGACCCCGAGCUCUACCGCGACUUCUUCGGCGUCAACCCGCCGGGCAACUUCAAGCAGCUGGCGCAGCACUGCAGCUGGAUGGGCGGCUGCCUGAUGGAGAAGAUUGAGCGCGCCAUCACCGACGAGCUGCCCGCGCUGCUCAGCGGCCUCGGCGACAAGAAGGACGCGCCCGCGGCCAAGGCACCGCCCGCCGCAGAAGGCACCUGCUCGGGGUCCGACUGCCCGGAGAAGCCCAAGAACCGCUGGCGAAGGCAGUAAGAGGAUGGAUGGAAGGAUGGAAGGAUGGAUGGAUGGAAGGCACAGACAAGGAGAAGAGGAGAGGCAGAAAAGAGGAGAGGAGAGAGUGAUUGGUUAAUAGGGGACUGAUAAUGGCACUGCACCAAAACAAAUUAACGAGUGAAUGUAUGAACAUGUGAAUGAGUGAGUGAAUGAAUGAAUGAAUGAAUUUGUAUGUAAUGAGUGGCUGAUGUAUAGUGCCCAAUGCUAUGCGUGAAUGGAUUGCUGAGUGGGUGCUCUAACUGAGGUGAAUUAAAGAGAGAGUGAAGCUGGCUGAGUCAAGCCCAGCAGAGUACAAAGCUACAGUGUUGUAGAAGUUGAGCUGGAGGGAAGUAGAGGGAUAAAAAUGUUACAUUAAAAAGAGACUGUCGACAACUGCAAUCCACUGAGUUGUGUGUUAACAUGAUGAGAAGGCAUUUUAGUUUUUGUUUUGUUUGAAUAUUUUCUCUUUUAUUUAUUUCCGUUUAACUGUUAGACGUGGCAUGUUGGCCGAUGCACUAGUCUAAACAUUUCAGGACAUUCUUCCUAAACAGUUUUCCCUUGAAACAGCUGCCUUGUGAAUACACAUUUGUACUGAUUCUUUGGAGUAGAGGACCUGUGGGUCUGCAUGAUAUCUGCUAAUUUUGUGACAUUAAAGUUAUUUUAUUUCCUUGUU